Messenger RNA from Castor canadensis (American beaver), 3406 nucleotides. The record is from RefSeq and is a predicted model, not a curated record. NCBI's taxonomy places the organism in Eukaryota, Metazoa, Chordata, Mammalia, Rodentia, Castoridae.
AUGUCCACCCCGAGCAGAUUCAAAAAGGACAAAGAGAUCAUAGCCGAGUAUGAAAGUCAAGUCAAAGAAAUUCGAGCUCAAUUGGUAGAACAACAAAAAUGCCUUGAGCAGCAAACGGAGAUGCGAGUCCAGCUUCUCCAGGAUCUGCAAGAUUUCUUUCGGAAAAAAGCUGAAAUUGAGACGGAAUAUUCUCGGAACCUAGAAAAGUUGGCCGAAAGGUUCAUGGCAAAAACAAGAAGCACUAAGGACCAUCAACAGUACAAGAAGGACCAGAACCUGCUGUCUCCAGUGAACUGCUGGUAUUUGCUUCUGAACCAAGUGAGGAGAGAAAGCAAAGACCAUGCCACCCUGAGUGAUAUCUACCUGAACAAUGUGAUUAUGCGGUUUAUGCAGAUCAGUGAGGAUUCUACCAGGAUGUUCAAAAAGAGCAAGGAGAUUGCAUUCCAACUUCAUGAGGAUUUAAUGAAGGUUCUUAAUGAGCUUUACACGGUGAUGAAAACAUACCAUAUGUAUCAUGCAGAGAGCAUCAGUGCAGAGAGCAAGCUAAAAGAGGCGGAGAAACAAGAAGAAAAGCAAAUCGGAAGAUCUGGCGAUCCAGUCUUCCAUAUUAGACUAGAAGAGAGGCACCAGCGGCGCAGCUCUGUAAAGAAAAUUGAAAAAAUGAAAGAAAAGAGGCAAGCAAAAUACUCAGAAAAUAAGCUAAAAUCAAUUAAAGCGCGGAAUGAGUACCUCCUAACACUGGAAGCUACCAAUGCCUCGGUCUUCAAGUAUUAUAUUCAUGACCUUUCGGAUUUAAUUGAUUGCUGUGAUCUUGGCUAUCAUGCAAGUUUGAACAGAGCCCUAAGAACAUAUCUCUCUGCGGAGUAUAACCUCGAGACCUCCCGACAUGAGGGCUUAGACAUUAUUGAGAAUGCAGUUGACAAUUUGGAGCCGAGGAGUGAUAAGCAGAGAUUCAUGGAGAUGUACCCUGCUGCAUUCUGUCCACCAAUGAAGUUUGAGUUCCAGUCUCACAUGGGUGACGAGGUGUGUCAGGUCAGUGCCCAGCAGCCAGUCCAGGCCGAGCUCAUGCUGAGGUACCAACAGCUGCAGUCACGACUGGCCACACUCAAAAUCGAGAAUGAGGAGGUGAAGAAGACAAUGUCAAGAAACACAGAAGCCACCCUGCAGACAUUACAAGACUUGGUGACCAUCGAGGAAUUUAUGAUGCUAUCUGAGUGCUUCCAACACCGCUCUACAGAGUCUGUGAAGUCUACUGUCUCUGAACGUACCUGAGUAAAACCCAGCAUUGCCAGAGCAAGAGCCAACCAGCAAGAAACUGAGCAGUUCUUACUCAUGGAUUGAAGGCAUAAUCUUAUCACAAAACUUCAAGCCAAACAUGACUUGCUGCAGAGGAACUCUUGGAGAAAACAUCGAGCUGAGUAUAUGACUACAAGGCCUCCAAAUGUUCCCCCUAAGCCCCAGAAACACAGGAAGUCCAGACCCCGCUCACAGUAUAAUGCUAAGUUGUUUAAUGGGAAUUUGGAAACAUUCGUCAAGGAUUCAGGACAGGUUAUCCCCCUCAUUGUGGAAAGCUGUAUUCGGUUUAUCAAUCUCUACGGUCUUCAGCAUCAGGGGAUUUUCAGAGUGUCUGGUUCCCAGGUGGAAGUCAACGAUAUUAAAAAUUCAUUUGAGAGAGGUGAAAAUCCUUUGGCUGAUGACCAGAGUAACCAUGAUAUUAACUCAGUGGCUGGUGUUCUGAAGCUCUAUUUCCGUGGGCUGGAAAACCCCCUCUUUCCUAAGGAAAGAUUUAAUGAUCUGAUUUCUUGUAUCAGAAUAGAUAAUCUCUAUGAGAGGGCGCUUCACAUCCGCAAACUCCUCUUGACCUUGCCCAGGUCGGUCCUUAUAGUGAUGAGGUACCUGUUUGCCUUCCUCAACCAUCUUUCACAAUACAGUGAUGAGAACAUGAUGGACCCUUAUAACUUGGCAAUUUGCUUUGGCCCAACAUUGAUGCCUGUCCCUGAAAUACAAGAUCAAGUGUCUUGCCAGGCUCAUGUGAAUGAAAUUGUCAAGACCAUCAUCAUCCACCAUGAGACUAUUUUUCCAGAUGUUAAAGAAUUGGAUGGCCCUGUUUAUGAGAAAUGUAUGGCUGGAGAUGACUACUGUGACAGCCCAUACAGUGAGCACGGUACAUUGGAGGAAGUGGACCAGGAUGCUGGUACAGAGCCCCACACCAGUGAGGACGAAUGUGAGCCAAUUGAAGCAAUAGCCAAGUUUGACUAUGUUGGGCGAUCCGCCAGAGAACUGUCCUUCAAGAAGGGCGCCUCCCUGCUGCUCUAUCACCGCGCAUCGGAAGACUGGUGGGAAGGCAGGCACAACGGCAUCGACGGGCUGGUGCCUCACCAAUACAUAGUGGUGCAGGAUAUGGAUGAUACGUUUUCAGACACUCUGAGCCAAAAAGCAGACAGUGAGGCCAGCAGUGGGCCGGUCACUGAAGACAAGUCCUCUUCCAAGGACAUGAACUCCCCUACAGACCGUCACCCUGAUGGCUGUUUAGCCAGGCAAAGAAAAAGAGGAGAGCCACCCCCUCCAGGAAGACGUCCUGGCAGGACCAGCGAUGGCCAUUGUCCUCUUCAUCCCCCGCAUGCUCUUUCCAACUCUUCAGUUGAUCUGGGGUCCCCAAACCUAGGCAGUCACCCCCGAGGCCUGCUACAGAACCGUGGCUUCAACAAUGACAGUCCUGAGAGGAGGCGCCGGCCUGGCCAUGGCAGCCUGACCAACAUCAGCCGACACGACUCCCUCAAGAAGAUCGACAGCCCUCCCAUCAGAAGGUCCACAUCAUCAGGACAAUACACAGGCUUCAAUGAUCACAAGCCACUGGACCCAGAAACAAUUGCUCAGGAUAUUGAAGAGACGAUGAACACUGCUUUGAAUGAACUCCGAGAACUGGAGAGACAGAGUACAGCCAAGCAUGCCCCUGAUGUGGUGCUGGAUACCUUGGAACAAGUGAAAAACUCUCCUACGCCUGCCAGUUCCACAGAAUCUCUCAGCCCUUUGCACAGCGUUGCCCUCAGGAGCUCAGAGCCUCAGAUCCGACGUAGCACCAGCUCCUCCAGUGACACGAUGAGCACUUUCAAGCCUGUGGUGGCACCCAGGAUGGGCGUGCAGCUGAAGCCCCCAGCCCUUAGGCCGAAACCUGCAGUCCUUCCAAAAACAAACCCUACCAUAGGACCUGCCCCGCCUUCCCAGGGUCCAACAGACAAGUCUUGCACGAUGUAAAAACCAGCUGAGCAUAAGGGGAGGUGGUUUAAAAGAGAACGGAUUAGUGACAAAAGUCAGUGAUCCAUAACUUUCCUUAGUUUUGUGCUUAUAACUGGAGAUAUUUCGGCUUUUCUAUGUUGUCAAAUGUAAUGUCUGAGAAUAGCUAAAU